UCAUCCCCAAGCUACAAUCAACAUGUCUAUUCUCUCUUUAAGCCCACUUUCCUUUCUUUGUAAUCUCUUUCUCAUCACUAUCCUUCUCACAUCUAAAUCCAAAGCAGACAACAACGACCAAAAAUUCCAUUACUUCUGUGACCAAAACAACGACAGAGGUAACUACAUAACCGGAGAUACAUACUCCAACAACCUCAAAUUCGCUUUUCUGCGCCUCACUUACAACUUAAAACUCGACAACGGUUUCACCAACACCAUUUAUGGCGAAAACAACAACAAAGUUAACCUGAUGGGAAUAUGUAGAGGAGACAUUAGUCCUCAAGACUGUCGCAAAUGUCUCAUUGGUUCUAAAUUCAAUCUCACACAAGCAUGUCCAAACAAAAAAGAAGCAAUAGGUUGGUACGAGGACGAGAAAUGCAUGUUGCGUUACUCAGACCGUUCGAUUUUAGGCCUAAACGAAAUUGGACCGGCUUAUUUUGCAUGGAACUUGAACAAUGCAACAUUAGCAGAUCAGUUUAACGUUGUGGUAAAACAGUUGUUGAAUGAUUUGAAAAGCAAAGCUAUAAAAGGUGACUCGAAUCGUAAGUAUGUUGUGGGAACAUUACCAGGUCCUAGUAAUGAUCAAGUAAUAUAUGGUCUUGUUCAGUGUACACCUGAUUUGAGUGGUCCACAGUGUGAUGAUUGCUUGAUUUCAUCUAUCGUUGAGGUUUCGAGAUGUUGUAGUAAUAGGAUUGGUGCGAGAAUUGUUAGACCAAGCUGUAAUUUGAGAUUUGAAACUUCGUAUCAGUUCUAUCAGUCAUCAGCAGCACUGGCUUCAAAUCUGCCAUGA
Molecule: messenger RNA, 829 nt
Organism: Vicia villosa (hairy vetch)
Lineage: Eukaryota; Viridiplantae; Streptophyta; Magnoliopsida; Fabales; Fabaceae
Product: cysteine-rich repeat secretory protein 38-like
Exons: 1
Coding region: 23-829 (268 amino acids)
Source: RefSeq, a predicted model, not a curated record